Opisthorchis viverrini is the source of this 1233-nucleotide messenger RNA. RefSeq lists its product as hypothetical. NCBI's taxonomy places the organism in Eukaryota, Metazoa, Platyhelminthes, Trematoda, Opisthorchiida, Opisthorchiidae. Bases 1 to 1233 code for a protein of 410 amino acids. The record is from RefSeq and is a predicted model, not a curated record. The transcript is spliced from 4 exons.
AUGGUCUAUUUCACAACUGCUUCUAUUUUCCCACCUACUCCUACUUCGGUUUCGAUCCAAACUGAGCAGCGUGCGAUAAAUCCUCGCGUCGUAGCGGAUCCUACACAAGCUCCAAACGACCUCGUUUUUCUGCUGCACAGGGACGUUCUUAUUGAGUGCGUGGAAUUCGGCUUGAAAGACACCAAUGCUGAGAUUCGUUCGUUGGCGGAACAGCUGUUGGUGUGUCUUCUGAACUCAUAUGAACUUCUUUCCCGGUCAAGUUGGUGUACUCUUUAUCACCUCAUUCUGGAUACAUGCGCGCCGGGGGCUUGCUCCUCCGUUGCAUCAACGUAUCCGCUCAGCGUAAUUUUUGGUCCUCAUGCUGCGCCGCCAUCAGUAGAUCGUGGCGCUAACCCUGCGUUCGGUGAGCUUGUUCUGGACUGGUGUUUGGGUUUGAUGACACCAUCCGGUCGCCGACCGGCUGCUUGUGGUUGGAAGCCCGUUUUGCUAGACGAGUCAGUUAAUAGCCACAAAAUAUCACACUCUUGUGGCCGCCUACUUUUUCAUCCGGAUGCUAAAGUUCGAGAGGCUGCAGCUACUGCAUUCGCUGAACAUUUUCGAGCAUUUUGUUCCGGAUAUAGCCAACCUGCACACCCGGUUGAAGGGAGUACGUCGACAGCAACUGAGUCUCGUGUGGUUACUGGGAUGAGUGUUUCCACAGAGUGUGCUGAUGCGAGCAAACCUGUUGGGAUGCAUAAGACCAGCACCCCAGUGGAUCGUAACUCAUCGGAGUUGUUGCUGGUACAGACCCUUAUGAAUGGUCUGGUGUUUGGAGCGGACAGUUCAUCAGGCCAACAACAAAUUCCAUCCUUCGUUUUGGAUCAUCAAGAUAACAUACUAUCAGGUCCUGUUGAUACCGAUCAGGCCGACAAUGUACCUCGCUUGAUGCAGGCUUUAAUCGACUGCGGAAGUGACCUUGACGUCCGUCGUGCUGCUGGUGAACAAUUGCUUUUCCUAAUCAGAAGUCCUCUUAUCUUGGAAGCCUGGCUGGUAAACCAAGGCUUACAGCAAUGUCGCCGGCUUGUGGAGCAAACAGUUGAGGAACAUAUUGUCAACAGCGCGCGGACCAAGUCACCAGAUCCGUACCACACACUAAUUCCACCUGAUUCGUCAAGCAGUGUCUACUUCCUUGUUGCGGAUGCUUCGGUUCAGCGUCGUUUGGAGACCCAACAUUCGACAACAGUUGUCAACUGA